CAAAUGUUUGCUUCUAUGAAGAUCUACGCUGAAGUAGCCCCUCGGCGGGGAAUUUAAAUUGAUCGGUCGCCACUGUCACAAGUUUCUUUCUUUGCUAUCAGCCGUAUUGAACGCGUUUCUUCUUUUCAAAUCUCGGCCAGCCACCAAGAUGGACGAGCUUCCCGAGUUUCUUCCGAACGUACAGUUCGAGAUCAAGCAUGCCGCAGCUCUCGCCGAACAACUUAAAUUAGACCAAAUCAGAUGCAAAGAACGCCGUACGCCCAGCCGACUAGUGAUAGUUUUACCCAAACGAAAACCCUCUGCGUCGUUACUUGAUGCUGUCGCCUGGCAUAUCACACCGUACAAAGAGGUGCCUCCGGCACUGCGAUGGGCUCGAUGCGAAGCAAUCAUUGAAAGCAUCACUGCAUACUGGAAUGGACUUGAUUCCCACUGGCAUGGACAUGUGUCAUGGGCAAUACCACAGACCCACGAGCUUGACGCGACCCUCAAAGUAUUGCAAUAUCUCGAGUCGAGGUCAUCCGUGUCUCAUAUUACGCAGAGGAGCUCUUUCAACGAUGUGGUCAAUGCAGUGAGAUCUCACCGGGGCAUGAAUAGUGUCAUGCGCAAUGACUUCCACGAAGAAGCCGAGGCACGCCUGAAACAAAGGGCUGGAAUGACACCAGCUAAACCGCGAUGCUAUAUGUGUUACCGGCUGCGCUCCAGCGUCGGUACUCAUGAUAUGUAUCCUUCGCUUUGUAAUGAUUGCGGAGACUUUAACUUGAGCUCGUCAAAUCAAUCGCUGCCGCCGAACCUAAGGCUUUCCGGGAAACUCGCACUUGUCACCGGGGGCCGAAUCAACCUGGGAUACCACACAGCUCUGAGAUUACUUCGAUGCGGUGCCCAUGUCAUUGUUUCUUCGCGAUACCCUGCCGAUGCAGCGAGUCGAUAUGCCCAAGAAAGCGACUUCCAAACAUGGCAGUCAAGGCUCAAAAUCAUUGGGGCUGAUUUUCGGACUGCCAGAGACGCAUUUCGGCUCGUUCAUAUAGUCAAGGAACUUCUGCGCUCGUGGGGUAAUGAUCUAGGAAGGAGAAAAUCAGAACGCACCCUGAACAUCUUGAUCAACAAUGCCGCCCAAACUUUGACAGAUCCCCUGAGAGCGGAAGCUAGGGCGAUAUCUCGCGAGGAGCAGUUGAGAGAUGAUCCACGUACUCAAGCAUUGAUCGCAGGACAGCCUGGAGACGGAUAUAGACCAAUGAUCCGAGGGGGGAUGCAUGCAUCCUGGAUCCCGAGCAUCGAAGAUGAUACCAAGAAGCUAAGAAUCGAAAAUGACUCCAGCAAGCCGGAAGACAAAAUCAUAUCAAAGAGUUUACACACGAACAACGCUGAGGAUCCAGGCAAAUCCUCCUGGAUCCAAUCUCUAAACGAAAUCCCCUACGAGGAUCUCAUCAGCGCACAUUCCGUCAACGCAUUCGUUCCUCUAAUAUUAUGCCGGGAACUCCUCCCAUAUAUGGGCUCACCUCCAGAUAAUCAAUUCUGGUGCCAUCGAGACCGAGCACAGGGCUACAUAGUCAAUGUCUCUUCGCGUGAGGGUAUUUUCGAAGACGUUUCUGAUUCGCGCAGUAAGGCCGGAUACCAUGUACAUACGAAUAUGUCCAAAGCUGCCAUCAACAUGAUAACGGAGACCGAGGCUGGGGCUGCAUGGGAGUCGUGCCGUGUGGCGAUGAAUACAGUUGACCCGGGAUAUAUGAGUGCGGCCCCGGACUGUCAACCUCAGGGUGGUUGUCCGAUUGGAUUUGAAGAUGGGGCUGCUCGGGUAUUGUGGCCUAUUGUUGUUGGAGAAGAUGGGCGAGCUGUUAAGGGCAAGUUCCUCAAGCAUUUCCAGGAGGGUUCGCCAAUAAUUCAUUGA
Messenger RNA from Aspergillus melleus, 1885 nucleotides. RefSeq lists its product as uncharacterized. NCBI's taxonomy places the organism in Eukaryota, Fungi, Ascomycota, Eurotiomycetes, Eurotiales, Aspergillaceae. The record is from RefSeq and is a predicted model, not a curated record. Bases 149 to 1885 code for a protein of 578 amino acids. The transcript has a single exon.